This is a messenger RNA of Acanthamoeba castellanii str. Neff, 2874 nucleotides long. RefSeq names its product zinc finger domain containing protein. The transcript is spliced from 17 exons. Gene Ontology annotation, molecular function: metal ion binding. Gene Ontology annotation, cellular component: transcription elongation factor complex. NCBI's taxonomy places the organism in Eukaryota, Discosea, Longamoebia, Acanthamoebidae. The record is from RefSeq and is a predicted model, not a curated record. Gene Ontology annotation, biological process: snRNA transcription by RNA polymerase III; snRNA transcription by RNA polymerase II; positive regulation of transcription by RNA polymerase III. Bases 1 to 2874 code for a protein of 957 amino acids.
AUGGAGUUUGAUUCCGAAGAUGAAGACAAAGCUCUCAACGAGCGUGAAGCCAGCGGGGGCGUUGGCGCCUGCAUGAUAGAUGAAGACUUUUACGCUCGAUUCUCGGUCUUUGGCGGACGCAAGGAGCCCACGUUCGCCCCUUCACCACGCCCGCUCGCCAGUACUACUUCUGCCGCCGCCAGCAGAAGCAAGGAUGCUGCACCCUCGCCAUCAGCAGCUUCACUCUCUCGCUCUGUCCCUCUCGACCGAACGAAGCGAGCAACCAGCGACAGCUAUGCAGAGUCGAGCGUCAAGCCCGCAGCUCCUCAGCCGCCGGCCAAGAAGCGCCGAGGCACGGAGAUCAUCGACCUCAUCGACAUGAUCCAAUCCAGCAUCACGCCCAUCCCUUCGUCUUCCGGCGCUGGCGGCGGCGGCGGCGGCGGCGGCUCGACCUCGACUUCACCCACGCCCGCGUCGACGCCGUCCGUCGUCGCGGCCCCGGUGCUACUCAAGAAGUCGGGUCCGGCGGCGCCGACCCUGGCCGCGCCCCCGAGUCCCAACCUCCCUCGCACGUCGUCCCUCACGCAGCAGGAGCACCGCCUCUUCCUCGACCUCGAGCGACGAUUCGUGCAACACCAACAGCAACAGGGACCACCGCUGGACGAGGCGAGUCUGAGUAAGUACCUCGAAAUGCGGCACAGGGUGUUCCUCGAACAGCAGGAGUACGACAACGCGCAGAGACAAAAGCCUCCUCACAACGAGGUCCCUGUGGCGAUGAAGAAGCUGCUGCUAAGCAACCGUGGCUGUGCACCAUCGCAGGCCAGGGAGAACAACGUGUUUCUUAAGUACAAUCCGGCGAUCAAAGCGCAAGUCGAGCAAUUCCUGGCACAGAAGAGGACGCGGGUGAAGCAGUAUCCGCGCUUCUAUCAGCCGCACGACACGGUGGACCUCAACAAAGUGGAGCUCGCCAACGACGACCCGCUCCUCAAACACCAUUCGCCGCUCUUUCAAAUCGGCCGUGUGUUGCGCUUCGAUCCCCCGCCUGACUACGAGUCGGAAAUCGCGCCCGAUCUGCCGGUCUUCCAGCCCCAGACGGCGCCCAAGAAGCGAUGGCACAAGCAGACGAUGCCGGCGGUGAGCGAAGACCCCUACGUGCGGUGUCUCGCGCGCGAAACCGACCCGGGCAUCGAAGUGGUCCUGUCCUCCGGGAGCGUGUCGGCACUGUUCAACAUGUACAGCGAGUCCUGGGAGAUCCCAGUGGUGAUCAUCGACAAGCCGCUGCUCAAGAAGAAGCUGACGCUGCGAGAGAAGAACGAGAUCUACUACAAGACCGCCUACGAGCACUUGGGCCUGUGCCUCGCCCCGGAGACCUCCAUCUCCCUGCCCCUGCCCGUUCGCGCCCCGCCGGCGGCCAAGGACCAGCCCCAGCAGCCGCAGCCGCCAAAGCCGCCGCCAGCGCCAGCGCAAGUGGACACGAAAGAAGGCGAGGAAGCGGAGGAAAGCGGAGGCGAGAAAGCGGAGGAGUUGGAGAUCGACGAAGAGGAGGGCGGCGGCGAGGAUGAGGAGGAGGAGGAGCGCGAGCGGAGGGAGAAGGAGAAGCGCGAGGCCGAACAGCUCGAAGCCGAACGCAAGGCCAAGCUUGAUGAGGACCGAAAGAACGAAGAGAGGCAAAGAGAAGAGAGGGAGAAGCGGCGGUGCCAAGCGCUGGGCAAGGCGGGCGAGGAGUGGAUGGGGCGCAGCUUCCCGUCGCUCGCCGACGGCAACCUCAUCUACCACCUGUGGACCUUUGGCGACCUGCGUCUCCUCAUCCGCUGCAAACUCCACGGCUACACCAAGACGCCCGCCGGCCAAAAGUUUGUAGGGACGAAGGUGAAGCUGGAGUACUUUGGGGAUCAGUGGGAGGAGACGACGGCGAGCGAGACCGCGCGGCAGUGGACGCACCACUACAUCCGGCCCUACGACCCGAUCAUCCUCGUCGCUCGCUGGAACGUGUUCUCCUCCCGCCUGCUCUGCACCGAACGACGCGACAUCCAGAAGCUCCUCCCGCCCGGCACCACUUUCGUGCCGGCCAUUGCCGCAAAGGCUCUGCUGGUGGUGCUGCAGAAGUUGCGCACGCUCGCGCCCGGACAGUACCUGCUCACCCACAAGGUCGAAGAUCGCGCCGUCGUCAUCCUCAAGGCCGUCGAUCCAUCUACGACGCCCCAAAAGGGAGGAUCGGCGGGCUACGACCUCCACACGUCGCACGCUUCGUCGGGCGCCACAGACGAGCGCACGGUGCCCUACGUGCGGCUGAUCUGGCCGCGCGAGCUGUCCGACCAGGUCCCGCACACGUUCCCGCCCGCCUCGGCCCCCGGCGGCCCCGGCGGCGGCCAGCAGGCGGCGUACUCGCCCGCGGCGUUGGCCGGGGGCGGCCCCGGCGGCCAGCAGUACCGACAGAUCGCCGAGCAGCUCAAGCGGGUCAAGAACGUCAAGUACUGCUUCGACUACGCCAAAAAGGGUUUCUGUCCGCGCGGGCCGGAGUGUCACUUCCCGCACCUGGAGGCGAAGACGGUGCUGGAGAUCAGCAAGGAGCAGCGGAAGAAGGCCAACAAGAAGCGCAAGGCCAAGAUGCGCCAGGACAGGCGACAGGGCGCCAACAACUCACCCACGUCUUCUCACGGGCGCCACUCGGCCACCGGCGGUGACGAGGGCUCGCGAUCCCCAGUGUCGCCCUCCUCCCCAGGCGGCGGCGGCGGCGGCGAAGGCAGCGACGACGGUGGUGGCCACGGAUCGUACGAUGACUACCGAGACAGCGACGCCUCGGGCGGUGAUGACGUCGACCACGGCCUGUCGGCCACCACCGCGACGGAGAAGAGGGUCGACAGUGACCUCCACUACAUCGCCACCACGCUUUGA